AUGGAAUCCUGCAAUUGUGUGGAGCCGCAAUGGCCGGCGGAUGAUUUAUUAAUGAAGUAUCAAUAUAUCUCCGAUUUCUUCAUUGCCCUUGCUUAUUUCUCAAUCCCGCUCGAGCUUAUUUACUUUGUUAAGAAAUCAGCGGUAUUUCCGUAUAGAUGGGUUCUUGUUCAGUUUGGUGCCUUCAUAGUUCUAUGUGGAGCAACACAUCUGAUUAAUUUAUGGACCUUUACAAUUCAUACGAGAACCGUGGCGAUUGUAAUGGCCACCGCUAAGAUUUUAACUGCUGCGGUAUCUUGCGCCACUGCCCUUAUGCUUGUGCAUAUUAUUCCUGAUCUAUUAAGCGUUAAAACUAGGGAGUUAUUUUUGAAGAAAAAGGCUGCUGAUCUUGAUAGAGAAAUGGGUAUGAUUCGUACGCAGGAAGAAACCGGUCGACAUGUUAGGAUGUUGACUCAUGAGAUUAGAAGUACUCUUGAUAGACAUACAAUACUGAAAACAACACUUGUUGAACUCGGGAGAACUCUUGGACUAGAGGAAUGUGCGUUAUGGAUGCCGACACGUACUGGGUUGGAGCUUCAACUCUCUUACACGCUGCGACAGCAGAAUCCUGUUGGAUAUACAGUACCUAUCAAUCUUCCUGUGAUUAACCAAGUAUUUAGUAGCAACCGCGCGGUUAAAAUUUCAUCAAAUGUUCCAGUUGCUAGAUUACGGCCUCAUACUGCAAAAUACAUGCCGGGAGCUGUAGUUGCUAUCCGAGUGCCUCUCUUAAAUCUUUCUAAUUUUCAAAUAUAUGAUUGGCCCGAGGUUUCAACUAGAAGCUAUGCUUUGAUGGUUUUGAUGCUUCCAUCUGAUAGUGCUAGACAGUGGCACGUACAUGAGUUAGAGCUCGUUGAGGUAGUUGCCGAUCAGGUAGCUGUUGCGCUUUCGCAUGCUGCAAUUUUAGAAGAGUCGAUGAGAGCAAGGGACCAGCUUAUGGAGCAGAAUGUUGCACUUGAUAUGGCUAGAAGAGAAGCCGAAACUGCAAUUCAUGCUCGCAAUGACUUUUUGGCUGUUAUGAAUCACGAGAUGAGAACUCCGAUGCAUGCAAUUAUUGCACUCUCUUCAUUGUUACAGGAAACAGAUAUGACGGCCGAGCAACGUCUGAUGGUGGAAACAAUAUUGAAAAGCAGCAAUCUAUUGGCUACGCUCAUCAACGAUGUUUUAGAUCUUUCACGACUCGAAGAUGGCAGUUUUCAGCUUGAAACAGCAACGUUUAAUCUUCAUUCAAUGUUUAGAGAGGUCCUUAACUUGAUUAAACCUGUCGCAUGUGUUAAAAAGCUGUCACUCACUUUACAUUUCGCACCAGAUUUGCCGGUGUAUGCAAUUGGUGAUGAAAAGCGUCUCAUGCAAACUCUUCUCAAUGUUGUUGGUAAUGCUGUUAAGUUCUCAAAAGAGGGAAGCAUUUCAAUCACCGCAUUUGUUGCAAAGCCUGAAUCCUUCAGGGAUAUUAGAUUUCCUGAUUUCCUACCAGUGCCAAGUGAUGGCCACUUUUAUUUGCGAGUACAGGUAAAAGAUUCAGGAUCAGGAGUCAAUCCACAAGAUAUCCCGAAGUUAUUUACUAAGUUUGCACAAAACCAAUUAGCGACAAGAAAUCCUGUUGGAAAUGGGCUUGGCCUUGCAAUAUGCAGAAGGUUUGUGAAUCUCAUGGAAGGCCAUAUUUGGAUCGAAAGCGAGGGUAUUGGUAAAGGAUGUACAGUCAGUUUUAUUGUGAAACUCGGAAUCCCAGACCGAUCAAAUGAGUUUAAGCUACCUUAUAAACCUAAAGCUCUUGUAAACCAUGGAUCUACAAACAUUGCCGGUCUCAAAAUUCUCGUCAUGGAUGAUAAUGGGGUGAGCAGGUCAGCCACGAAGGGGCUUCUUAUGCAUUUAGGAUGCGACGUCACUACUGUAGGCUCGAGCGAAGAAUGCAUGCGUGUUGUUUCGCAGGAACACAAAGUGGUCUUCAUGGAUGUUUGUACAGGGUUAGAUGGUUAUGAAUUAGCGGUUCGUAUACAAGAGAAGUUCGUGAAUCGUCAAGAUAGACCACUUAUAGUUGCUCUCACCGGAAACACCAACAAGUGGAGUAGAGAAAACUGUACGAGAGCUGGUGUGAAUGGCCUUGUUUUGAAACCUGUUUCUGUUGAGAAAAUGAAGGGUGUUUUAAUAGAACUCUUGGAGCGGCGAUUUGUGUUUGAAACGGUUUAA
Molecule: messenger RNA, 2220 nt
Organism: Lathyrus sativus (Indian pea)
Lineage: Eukaryota; Viridiplantae; Streptophyta; Magnoliopsida; Fabales; Fabaceae
Source: the annotation of a GenBank genome assembly